ACGCGGCAGUCCAGACGGGACAAGAUGGCGGCGAUGCGGGCGAUCCGGGGGAUGGUGAACGGCGCCGUCUCGGAGCUGAGCGGCGGAGGCGCGACGCGGGAUCAGGCGGCCGCCAUCACCCGCGAUUACAUCUCUCAGCCCCGCCUCACAUAUAAAACAGUAUCUGGAGUUAAUGGACCGCUCGUAAUCUUGGAUCAAGUAAAGUUUCCCAGGUAUGCAGAGAUUGUGCAUUUGACACUCCCUGAUGGAACAAAGAGAAGUGGACAAGUCCUAGAAGUCAGUGGAUCCAAAGCUGUAGUUCAGGUGUUUGAAGGAACUUCGGGAAUUGAUGCUAAGAGAACAUCUUGUGAAUUCACUGGAGAUAUCCUUCGAACCCCAGUGUCUGAAGAUAUGCUCGGGCGUGUGUUUAAUGGCUCAGGAAAACCUAUAGACAGAGGUCCUGUAGUCUUGGCUGAAGACUACCUUGAUAUCAUGGGUCAGCCUAUCAAUCCUCAGUGUCGAAUCUAUCCAGAAGAAAUGAUUCAGACUGGCAUUUCUGCUAUAGAUGGUAUGAACAGUAUUGCCAGAGGUCAGAAGAUCCCCAUUUUUUCUGCUGCUGGAUUGCCCCAUAAUGAGAUAGCAGCUCAGAUCUGUCGUCAGGCUGGCUUGGUGAAGAAAUCCAAAGACGUGGUGGACUACAGUGCUGAGAACUUUGCCAUUGUAUUUGCUGCAAUGGGAGUGAACAUGGAAACAGCCCGAUUUUUCAAAUCUGACUUUGAAGAAAAUGGGUCCAUGGACAAUGUGUGCCUGUUCUUGAAUUUGGCUAAUGAUCCAACCAUUGAACGGAUAAUCACUCCUCGUCUUGCGCUGACUGCAGCAGAAUUCUUGGCUUAUCAGUGUGAGAAGCAUGUCUUGGUCAUUCUGACAGAUAUGAGCUCCUAUGCAGAAGCUCUGAGAGAGGUCUCAGCUGCCAGAGAAGAAGUACCAGGUCGGCGUGGUUUUCCUGGUUACAUGUAUACAGAUUUGGCCACAAUCUAUGAACGAGCUGGACGAGUAGAAGGCAGGAGUGGGUCCAUUACCCAGAUUCCCAUUCUUACCAUGCCCAAUGAUGAUAUAACACAUCCUAUUCCUGAUUUGACGGGAUAUAUUACCGAAGGCCAAAUCUACGUAGACAGACAGCUGCACAAUCGACAGAUUUACCCACCCAUCAAUGUACUUCCUUCUUUGUCUCGAUUGAUGAAAUCUGCUAUUGGGGAGGGAAUGACUAGAAAGGAUCAUGCUGAAGUAUCAAACCAGCUGUAUGCCUGCUAUGCCAUUGGGAAGGAUGUCCAAGCCAUGAAGGCAGUAGUAGGAGAAGAAGCACUUACUUCUGAUGAUCUUCUCUACCUUGAAUUUCUGCAGAAGUUUGAGAAAAACUUCAUUGCUCAGGGGCCCUAUGAAAACCGAACUGUUUACGAAACGCUGGACAUUGGCUGGCAGCUGCUACGUAUUUUCCCCAAGGAGAUGCUGAAGAGGAUUCCUCAGAGCACUUUGGCAGAGUUCUAUCCCCGAGACUCCACUGCAAAACAUUAGCUUGCACCUUUUGCUUCCCCCCCAAAAUACUGAAUUUCCUCCCCCCCCUUGUAUUGGUGUUUACUUGUCAGCCCUGUAAUUAAACCAAGAAUAAGUGACAUAUUUGUGCCAGUGUUGCUGAUGUUUGAAGAAUUUAAAAUACGCUCCUUUUCAAACACUGG
Molecule: messenger RNA, 1712 nt
Organism: Pseudonaja textilis
Lineage: Eukaryota; Metazoa; Chordata; Lepidosauria; Squamata; Elapidae
Gene: ATP6V1B2
Product: ATPase H+ transporting V1 subunit B2
Biological process (GO): proton transmembrane transport; ATP metabolic process; vacuolar acidification
Cellular component (GO): proton-transporting V-type ATPase, V1 domain
Molecular function (GO): proton-transporting ATPase activity, rotational mechanism; ATP binding
Source: RefSeq, a predicted model, not a curated record